This is a messenger RNA of Eurypyga helias (sunbittern), 1204 nucleotides long. RefSeq names its product zona pellucida sperm-binding protein 3-like. NCBI's taxonomy places the organism in Eukaryota, Metazoa, Chordata, Aves, Eurypygiformes, Eurypygidae. Gene Ontology annotation, biological process: binding of sperm to zona pellucida; egg coat formation; positive regulation of acrosome reaction. Gene Ontology annotation, molecular function: acrosin binding. The transcript has 8 exons. The annotation marks the transcript as partial. The record is from RefSeq and is a predicted model, not a curated record. Gene Ontology annotation, cellular component: extracellular matrix.
AUGGGACCUGAAAGCAGCUUGAUCCUCGCUCUUCUCUGCUGGGCAGUGGGCGAGGUGGCUGCCUACCCACCCUGGGAUUUCUCCUGGGGUGACCCAGCAAGCCGAGGGGCACGGGCAGACCCCCACACCUGGUCCUGGGUGGAAGACCCCCAAUCUCGAGCCAUCUCCAGCCAGCAGCCCGUGAUGGUGGAGUGCCAGGAGGCUCAGAUUGUGGUGACGGUGCACAGGGACCUCUUUGGCACCGGCCGCUUGGUCAACGUGGCUGACCUGACGCUGGGGCCAGCGGCAUGCAAGCAUUCCUCGCUGAAUCCUGCUCACAGCACUGUCACCUUCACCGCCGGCCUCCACGAAUGCGGCAGCAUUGUGCAGGUCACGCCAGAUUCUCUCGUCUACCGCACACUCCUCAACUACGACCCCAGCCCCGCCAGCAACCCUGUCAUCAUUCGCAGCAACCCCGCCGUCAUCCCCAUCGAGUGCCAUUACCCCAGGAGGGAGAAUGUGAGCAGCAAUGCUAUCCGGCCCACCUGGGCUCCCUUCAGCUCCACACUGUCGUCAGAGGAGAAGCUGGUGUUCUCCCUACGCCUCAUGAACGAGGACUGGAGUUCUGAGAGACCCUUCACCGGUUUCCAACUGGGCGACGUCCUCAACAUCCAAGCAGAGGUGGACACCGAGAGCCACGUGCCACUGCGGUUGUUCGUGGACAGCUGCGUGGCCGCCCUGAGCCCUGGCACUGACUCCUCACCCCACUAUGCCAUCAUUGACUUCAACGGGUGCCUGGUUGAUGGGAGAUUGGACGACACCAGCUCUGCCUUCAUCACCCCCCGGCCUCGGGAGGACAUGCUGCGCUUCAGGAUCGACGUGUUCAGGUUCGCGGGGGAUGCCAGGAACCUGAUCUACAUCACCUGUCACCUGAAGGUGACCCCAGCGGAACAAGCCCCAGACAUCCUGAACAAGGCUUGCUCCUUCAACAAAGCCAGAAACACCUGGGCACCAGUGGAAGGCACCCGGGAUAUCUGCAGCUGCUGCGAGACAGGCAACUGCGAGUCCCCCGCGCUCUCCCGGAGACUCAACCCCCCUGAGCAAUGGUCCGGCCACCGCUUCCGCCGCCACGAUGCAAACAAGGCUGAAGGCGACGUGGUCAUCGGCCCCGUGCUCCUCUCCAGGGUCCCGGGUGCCGUGGGAGAGCGGCAGGAGAGAGGUCAAG